Elephantulus edwardii (Cape elephant shrew) is the source of this 348-nucleotide messenger RNA. Its product is annotated as 60S ribosomal protein L34-like. Gene Ontology annotation, molecular function: structural constituent of ribosome. Gene Ontology annotation, cellular component: ribosome. Bases 1 to 348 code for a protein of 115 amino acids. NCBI's taxonomy places the organism in Eukaryota, Metazoa, Chordata, Mammalia, Macroscelidea, Macroscelididae. The record is from RefSeq and is a predicted model, not a curated record. Gene Ontology annotation, biological process: translation. The transcript has a single exon.
AUGGUCCAACGUCUGACCUACUAUCGUAUGCUGUCCUACAACACAGCCUCUAACAAAACUAGGCUGUCCCGAGCCCCUGGGAACAGAAUGGUUUACCUUUACAAGGUUGAAAAAGCACCAAAAUCUGCAUGUGGUGUGUGCCAGGGCCGACUAAGACGGGUCCAAGCUGUAGAACUAAAGUUCUCAUUGAGGUUGUCAAAAACAAAAAAACAUGUCAGCAGAGCUUACAGUGGUCCUAUGUGUGCUAAGAGUGUCCGUGACAGGAUCAAGGGAGCUUUCCUUAUUGAGAAGCAAAAAAUUGUUGUGGAAGUACUGAAGGCACAAACACAAACUCAGAAAGCUAAAUAA